Coturnix japonica (Japanese quail) is the source of this 1192-nucleotide messenger RNA. NCBI's taxonomy places the organism in Eukaryota, Metazoa, Chordata, Aves, Galliformes, Phasianidae. The record is from RefSeq and is a predicted model, not a curated record.
AUGUGCCCCCUGGAUGCCCACCGUGUCCCCCAGAUGCCCACUGUGUCCCCCUAUGUGCCUGUGGUGUUCCCCGGGGUGCCCAUGGUGUCCUCCAGGUGCCUGCAGUGUCCCCUGUCUCAUGUGUCCCUUGGGAGCCCGUGGCUGAUCCAUACCAGGCUGAGCUGUGCCAGGCUAACCUAUAGGCUAAGCUAUGCUGGACCAACCUGUGCCAGGCUGAGCCGUGCCAGGCUGAGCUGUGCCAGGCUGAUCCAUGCCAGGCUGAGCUGUGCCAGGCUAACCUAUAGGCUAAGCUAUGCUGGACCAACCUGUGCCAGGCUGAUCCAUGCCAGGCUGAUCCAUGCCAGGCUAACCUAUGCUGGACCAACCUGUGCCAGGCUGAGCCGUGCCAGGCUGAUCCAUGCCAGGCUAACCUAUAGGCUAACCUAUGCUGGACCAACCUGUGCCAGGCUGAGCCGUGCCAGGCUGAGCCAUGCCAGGCUAACAUAUAGGCUAAGCUAUGCUGGACCAACCUGUGCCAGGCUGAUCCAUGCCAGGCUGAGCCGUGCCAGGCUGAGCCAUGCUAGGCUGAUCCAUGCCAGGCUAACCUAUAGGCUAAGCUAUGCUGGACCAACCUGUGCCAGGCUGAGCUGUGCCAGGCUGAUCCAUACCAGGCUAACCUAUAGGCUAACCUAUGCCGGACCAACCCGUGCCAGGCUGAGCCAUGCCAGGCUGAGCUGUGCCAGGCUGAGCCAUGCUGGACCAACCCGUGCCAGGCCGAUCCAUGCCAGGCUGAGCCAUGCCAGGCUAACCUAUGCUGGACCAACCCGUGCCAGGCUGAUCCAUGCCAGGCUGAGCCAUGCCAGGCUAACCUAUAGGCUAAGCUAUGCUGUACCAACCCGUGCCAGGCUGAGCCGUGCCAGGCUGCACCAUGCUAUUCCAUGCUAUGAGCCGGUCCAACGCGUUCUGUGCCGGUCCGGGCAGAUCGGAGCUGUUCCGUUCCGUGCCGUGUUACACCCAGCGCAGCCCCGGCCGCUCCGUGCGGUACCGGGCCGGACCGGAUCGUACCGUCCCGCACCGGGCCGUGCCCUCCAGCCGUGGGGAGGAACGGACCGGUGCCAGCCGUGUCCCGGAGCGGAGCUGCCGCCGCGCCCCAUCGCGCUCCGUUCCUGUUUUUCCCGUCACGGUUUGUUCUGAAUUAUGCAAAGGGGGAAAU